UUUUGUCCUCCUUUGCUCCAUUUUGGUUUUUGAGAUCCCGAAUAUACAAAAAUUGGGUAGUACUUUAAUUUUGCCCUUUUUUUUUGAGGAUUAACAUAAAUUUGCCCUGUCCAAUCAAAGUCUACGCGAGACUAGCGUAGACUAGGAGUGGAGAGAUGCAACUUUUCCAAACACAUUUCGUCAAGUACGCUGCGUGGGUACAUGGAAGUUUUAGACACGGCGAUAAGAAAAAGCUACUAAGAUACACGAUGUAACAAUCCAGGUGAGUUGAGGUACAGCUCCCGCGACGCCCCAUCAUUUUUGUUGGUGAAGCGCGUCCCAUCCUCGGAUCGUGGCCGCGGCGUUCAAUUUCGACGCGCGCUUCCCUCUUUAAAGCCCCUUGCCGGCGCCUCGCCGCGUAGUGCGUUGUGUCCUCCCCAAGUGCGCGCGUUCGCUCGAUCCAUGGCCAUGGAGGACGACGAGACGGCGACCCAGAAGAGCCGCUUCUUCCGCGACGCGCGCGUGGAGGCCAUGCAGCGGCGCGUGGACGAGGUGCACGCGGAUGCCGAGGACCCCUACACCAUCUUCCGCCUCCCCGCGGCCGUGCGCGAGCGCCACCCCGACCUGUACGAGCCCCAGCUCGUGUCCGUGGGGCCCUACUACCACGGCCGCGCCGGGCUCGCCGCCGCGCAGCAGCACAAGUGGCGCCUCCUGCGCGACUUCCUCUCGCGGACAAACGAGAAGGGGGCAGCCGGCGGCAGCCAGCUGGGCGCCUACUUGCGCUGCGCGAGCGCGAUCGAGGCCGACGCGCGGCGGUGCUACGCGGAGGGGUUCGACGGCGUGGGCGCGGACGACUUCGCGGAGAUGCUGGUGCUCGACGGCUGCUUCCUGCUCGAGUUCUUCCUGCGGAAGGGCGAGGGCCAGCUCGCCGCGCCCGGGGGCGCCAAGUGGGCGUGGCAGCACAUGUACCACGACGUCCUCCUGCUCGAGAACCAGAUCCCCUUCUUCGUCGUCGAGAAGCUGCACGCCAUCGCCUUCCCCGGCGAGGACGGCGGGCCCGACAGCGAGGGGCUCCUCGACAUCUUCUGCAAGGCCCUGGCCGGCGACCUGCCGUCGAGCCGCGCCAUCCGGCCGCGGAGCGGCAAGACGAUACACCACCUCCUGCACCUGCACUACGAGUGCAACGUCCGCAGCGCGUCCGCGGACGCCAGCGACGCCAAGGGGCGCAACAACGGCAAGGCCGACGCCAACGGCGCGUCGUCGCUGGCCGUGUGGAAGCAAUCGCCGGUCCCGUCCCCGCGCUCCAGCGACGGCGCCGUGAAGGGCCGGCUGACGUCGAUGGUCCCGCAAGCGGCCAAGAUGGAGGAGGCCGGCGUGACGUUCAAGAGGAAGGCGACCCCGCGCGACAUGUUCGACGUGAGCUUCCGCUACGGCGUGCUGCACAUGCCGGCGUUCGUGGUGGACGAGGCCGCCAAGGUGCUGCUGGCCAACCUGGUGGCGUUCGAGCAGGGCGGCGGCCGCGCCGCCAGGCAGCUGGACGGGGGCAACCUGGUGACGGGGUUCGUGGCGCUAGUGGGGUCCCUGGUGAACACGACGAGGGACGUGGAGGUGCUCCGGCGGUGUGGCGUCAUGCACUGCAUGGUCACCCACGACGAGGCCGUCAGGUACUUCAGCCACGUGGUGCAGUACACGACCAUGGACUACGACCGCCACCUGCUCGCCUGCUUGUUCCGAGACAUCCGAGAGCACUGCCAGUGGAGCCGAUGACCGAUGCGUGCGCACGUAGCUGAUUCUUUGCUCGACUAUUAUCAAGUCGAUCUCCACCACUUUGUUUGUUCUCUAUACAUGACAAUACGUUUCCUUCUUCUGUUCUACUCUUUUUUUCCCCAAUGGUUACUCUACUCUCUCCUGUCACAAAAUAUAAGAUGUACUCCCUUCAUUGUAAGGUCUAUUAUUUUCGGCACGGUGAACAAGACACAUAAUUAUGCAUAAUUUAGGAUGAAAA
Messenger RNA from Aegilops tauschii subsp. strangulata, 1984 nucleotides. Its product is annotated as UPF0481 protein At3g47200-like. Lineage: Eukaryota; Viridiplantae; Streptophyta; Magnoliopsida; Poales; Poaceae. The record is from RefSeq and is a predicted model, not a curated record.